CGUAAAAAGUAAUGUAUGGUCCUGUGUUUUAUCUCUGGUUGUAUGAAAGCACCGAGCUUGAUUCUGUCUUAUAACCUGAUGUUCAUCUUCAGUCCCAUUAUGUUUUGCUUCUAACACAAUUGGUUGUCUACACAUGCUAUUCCUGAGUUCUUACCGACAAAUUGUUACAUGUUUUGUCUAAACGUUCUGACCGGCAUCCUUGCGCCAUGGCGCGAACCCGAUCUAGUUGGAUAAGAAGCAAGCGGCCAGGGAUAGCGAUCCCCUGCCAGCAUCCAUCCCCAAUCCCCACGACUGACGCGGGCGGCGAUUGCCAUGGCCGGUCGGCCGUUUCUCCGGCAACUCAUGGAGAUACCACGACCCGGGUGGAGCGCCGCCGAGCCUCGCGUUGGAGGCCGGAGAAGGCUGCGCCAGAGGACUCCGGGGAGGGCGUGCCGGCCCGAUUGGGCACAGGCGAAGAUGCCCACGACCGGUCGGCCGCACCACCGGCGGCAAGAGGACCUCCCGUCCCGCUCGUCCUCGGAGUAGGAGUCACCGGGGAGGUGGGUGCCAGAUACGACGCCGUUGGAAGCGCCAUUCGCGAGCCCGAGCGCCACUGGGCUCCAAGUGUCAGCGCCGGGGCCGGUUCGCCUCUGCGCCAGAUGCCCGUUGCUCGUGCGCCGGAUCACGCGGCCGAGGGCGGUCUCCCACCAUUGGACGCCGAUGAGGCGCCUUGCCGAUGGGGCCCGAGGGUUCGACCGCCGCCGUUCUUCGCGACGAGACUGUCCCUCAUAGAGGAAACAAAGGAAUUCAUGGCCACAGCGCGCUGCAGAAACGUCGGUCCUGAGGGCGGCCGCAGUAGCGGGCACCACCACGCCGACGAACACGUGAGCGAGCGAUGCUGUAGGGGGAAUCGUCGCGAGAUGGAAUCGCUCCGCCGGGAGCGUGCUGAUAACGUGUUGAAAGGGAAAACAAGAGAACAAUCGAGAGAGCCUCGGCACAGAUGUAAAAGUGAAUAAGUGUCCUUUCAUUAGAUGAUUGUAGGUAUUUAUACAGGCAGAAGGAAUGCAUCGAAGAGGCAUCCGUUCGGGAGAGAUGCCUCGGCACAGAUGUAAAAGUGAAUAAGUGUCCUUUCAUUAGAUGAUUGUAGGUAUUUAUACAGGCAGAAGGAAUGCAUCGAAGAGGCAUCCGUUCGGGAGAGAUGCCUCGGCACAGAUGUAAAAGUGAAUAAGUGUCCUUUCAUUAGAUGAUUGUAGGUAUUUAUACAGGCAGAAGGAAUGCAUCGAAGAGGCAUCCGUUCGGGAGAGAUGCCUCGGCACAGAUGUAAAAGUGAAUAAGUGUCCUUUCAUUAGAUGAUUGUAGGUAUUUAUACAGGCAGAAGGAAUGCAUCGAAGAGGCAUCCGUUCGGGAGAGAUGCCUCGGCACAGAUGUAAAAGUGAAUAAGUGUCCUUUCAUUAGAUGAUUGUAGGUAUUUAUACAGGCAGAAGGAAUGCAUCGAAGAGGCAUCCGUUCGGGAGAGAUGCCUCGGCACAGAUGUAAAAGUGAAUAAGUGUCCUUUCAUUAGAUGAUUGUAGGUAUUUAUACAGGCAGAAGGAAUGCAUCGAAGAGGCAUCCGUUCGGGAGAGAUGCCUCGGCACAGAUGUAAAAGUGAAUAAGUGUCCUUUCAUUAGAUGAUUGUAGGUAUUUAUACAGGCAGAAGGAAUGCAUCGAAGAGGCAUCCGUUCGGGAGAGAUGCCUCGGCACAGAUGUAAAAGUGAAUAAGUGUCCUUUCAUUAGAUGAUUGUAGGUAUUUAUACAGGCAGAAGGAAUGCAUCGAAGAGGCAUCCGUUCGGGAGAGAUGCCUCGGCACAGAUGUAAAAGUGAAUAAGUGUCCUUUCAUUAGAUGAUUGUAGGUAUUUAUACA
This is a messenger RNA of Triticum urartu, 1879 nucleotides long. RefSeq lists its product as uncharacterized. Lineage: Eukaryota; Viridiplantae; Streptophyta; Magnoliopsida; Poales; Poaceae. The record is from RefSeq and is a predicted model, not a curated record.